UGAAUGCUUUAAAUGCAUAUUGGGGCGCUGCACUAUCAAAUUCAUCUUACUCCUGUCGAAGUCACUAGAUACUAACCUAGUCAACAGAGAUAUUUUCUUAUAUCUUGACAAAACCUCUAUAAAGAAAGCCGAUAUCAUUCUCAAAGAUAUCAAACCAAUUCCAACUUUCUCCCAAACCAGAACAAAACCAAAUUUCAACAUGAAGAAGACCUACAAGUUUCAAACCCUCUUCUCUUCUCUCAUCUUCCUCAUAUUCCUCUUAACACUCCUCCUGUCGAUUUCAAGAACCAACGCCGUCAGCUCCGGUGGUGGCUGCCGACAUCCGCCAUCACAAAACAGCUGCAAGACAUGCAUGGCGGAGCAGACGAAAUACGACUGCCCUAAGUGCGUGCCGGUGCUCCGAUGCAUGGCUCGUUGCCUUUGGAGCGGUGUGUCUCAGAGGAAAUGCACCACCACAUGCGGCGUCGACACCGUCGCCAGGCCGUCGCUGCUGGACUGCAAACGCUGCGUUUCUAGGUGUAAGUGUAGCUGUGCGGCUUAGGAACUAAUCGACUUAGUACUCUCUUUUAUGUUGAAUAACGUGUUAAAUGUUAGAUCUUUGUCUUUUACGCUAUAUAUGUUGAAUGAGACCUAUAUACUAUAUAGUUCAUAUAUUGAUAUAUAAUCACAUAUC
Messenger RNA from Brassica napus (rape), 673 nucleotides. RefSeq lists its product as uncharacterized. The transcript has a single exon. The coding region runs from base 200 to 541 and encodes 113 amino acids. Lineage: Eukaryota; Viridiplantae; Streptophyta; Magnoliopsida; Brassicales; Brassicaceae. The record is from RefSeq and is a predicted model, not a curated record.